Astyanax mexicanus (Mexican tetra) is the source of this 2669-nucleotide messenger RNA. It is a transcript of the gene arl6ip6, whose product is annotated as ADP-ribosylation factor-like 6 interacting protein 6. The transcript has 4 exons. Bases 107 to 634 code for a protein of 175 amino acids. The record is from RefSeq and is a predicted model, not a curated record. Lineage: Eukaryota; Metazoa; Chordata; Actinopteri; Characiformes; Acestrorhamphidae.
CUCCAUCAAACCCGGAAGAGGUUGUGAAGUGGCACCUCUCCUGUGUACGGGCGCUGUGGCAGAGUUUCCAGUCUGAGUUUUGGGCUGGUAUCUGUGUUUGUGAGGCAUGUCGGGGGUCUCUGAGGGGCCUGACGUGUUCUCGGGCGAUGAGGAGGAAGAUAACAGCGGCGGCAGAGCUGCGAACACCAGGCAGAGCAGCAGCAUGAAGCCCCGAGCCCGGCUCGGGUCUCCGCUCCAGCAGAGACCGUGGAGGGACGGCCAGUGGCCGGCCAGGCUCUGCUCCAUGCUCUGCUGCCUGUUCAUUUUCUCCUUCAUCGCUGUUCUCGCCUCCUUUCUCUAUAUCAUUCUAAAAGAUCUACGAGCUGAAAGAAUAACCACUGAAGAUGGAGCAGAAGUAAGACUGCUAGGUUUUUGGAGUAUGCUGGUACUUUCCUCCGUGGCUGGAGUGCUCUGCUGCAGUUUCUCCUGGACUCUUACCUACUUCGACUCCUUUGAGCCUGGGAUGUUUCCUCCUACCCCACUUUCUCCAGCUAAACUCAGGAAAAUGACGGGCCACUCCUUUCACAUGGGCUACAGCAUGGCCAUCCUCAACGGCAUAGUGGCUGCCCUGACUGUCAUCUGGUAUCUUACCUAACACCCGACACCUGACACCUUCAUCGCCUUAAUCAUCAUCGUUAAUCAUCACUUGGGUAGUUCAAAAAGAAGAUCUAAAGUGGAGAUGAACUAAUGUAUAGUUUUGUUAAAUGGAGCAAUAAUGACUUUUUACAGUGUUAAAGCACAAUGCUGUUACAUAAUAGUGUUUUAACAGCUGAUCUGUCAGUUGAGGCCUUCCAACAAAUAACCGUAAAUCAGGCCAAUUCUCCUAUUUGGUACAUUAUCUUAUAUAUAUAUAUGUUUAUGUGUAUGUGUGUGUGUGUGUGUGUGUCUGUGUGUGUGUGUGUGUGUGUGUGUGUGUGUGUGUGUGUGUGUGUGUGUGUGUGUGUGUGUGUGUGUAAAAAAAGUGCUUCAUUAAGACUAGGCCUGCUAUGAUAACUAUUCUUAUUUGGACAGUAAAUUGUCCUAGAAAUAAUUGCAGUAACUUAUAUUAUCAUUUUAAGAUUUAAUUAAGAUUUCAGUUACACAUUUUAAAGAGGGUGUAAUUGGAAUAGUAUAAUUAAUAAACUGUCUAUAGAAAAUGUUGACAUUGGAAUUAAAUAUAAAAAAAAAUAAUACUAAAUAAUAAACUGAUUGAGAUCAUGUCUGUAUAUUGACGGCCCUUUUAUACAAAAAAUAUUUAUUCAUUUAUGAAGCCACUAAAAGACAUGAAGACACGUAUUAUAAUAAAAUAAAUAAAAUAACUAUAUUCUGAUAACUGAUUUCUCCCAAUUGAGAGAAAUUAUUGCUAUCUGGGUAUUUGUUGGAAGGGCUCACUCUUCAAUAGCAGAGCAGCAUAGAUUUUUAAGGGACCAGAUUUUUGGGAAAAGGAGAAUUUUUCACUCUCAUUUGUAUCAGUAAUAGUUUGUUGCAGUUCUUCCUGCCAGUCCAGGGGAUCAAACUGGUGACUUUGUAGUCCCAAGCCGCAUCUUUAACCAACAGUCUAAAGAGAUACUUGCUGUUUACCUAGACAAACUGUUAUAACGUAAUUUGUAACUGUAUGUCUAUGUUCUGCUCGUGUUUCUGGAGGCUAACGCUAGAGACAUCGACACAUCAUACAGAUAUAGGCAGCUGUUUACCUAAAUUGCUGAAUGGCAACACAUUCCCUACCAUUUUAGUAUGUACUGCACCUACAUAUGCGUAGUGUUAAUUUCUGAGGAUGUGCACAACCAACACUCCCAAUGGACACAGGAUUCUUAAUACAGCCAUUAGGAGUGCGCGAACAUGUAUUUAACAGGAAGUAUAUGAACAAAAACACUAGUCCUUCCAGUGUAUGGAGAAUAGUUUGAAAAUGAUCAAACUAAUUUUAAUUCUGAUCGUUUUUGCUCAAGGAAAUGAAUACGAUCUAUUUAAGUUUACUAAGACUGUUUUAUUACUGAAAUUGAAUUCUGUUGCCUGAAUCAUGCACACAUUAGGAACUCAACUAAAUUUUCUAAAUGUGUUCAAAUCCGAAAAACAGAUAUUUUGAAUAACGAGGUUGUUAACAAGACAGAGUACGAGACCUUUCACUGCUGAGCAUCGAACUGACACCACAAAACCAGCAACCAAAAUUAAUAAAUAUAGUGAAUGAAGUUUCCUUUGCAGUGAUAGAGUUAAUUUAAACUAGCUGCUCCUGUUUUGUAAACCUGUUAAAGAUGAGUUUUUCAAGUUUUAGUCAUUUUAUACUUCAGACGUUUCUGUUUCAGUUAAAUGAUCCAGUACAAUUUAGGAGGAAAACGUUCACAGGAAAAAAAUGUCGAAAAAAAAAUAUACAUAAAAAAACCCAUUUAAUAAUAAUAAAUAUAAUAGUUAUUUUCAUUUCUUCCAUACAGAAGUCCAGCUUAUUCCCAAAGUUAUAUGGGACUGAUGUCAACUGCAGAAAAAUGACCUGAUUGCAGUGGUGUAUGAAUGUUGAAUUGGGAAUUGUUACAUUUUAAAGCAGCAGUCCUGCAGUAUUUCCAAGUAGGGAAGAGACUAAAUAUUGUAUUUAAUGGUAUCAGUGUCCUUACAUUCUGAAAACAGAAUGCUUCGUUCUCUACAUUUUUACAAUUUCAUAA